UGAGACUCUCCCACUGGUUGACGAUGUCGGCUCGCGUGCACAUCCCUACCCUCCUUACGUGUCGUUGGCUGAGUUCUUUGGUAACAAGCUCUGUUAUGUCUCGCGAAAAGCUCCCUUCUGGCAGUGUGCUGGUCCAUGCGAUGAACGCGACAAGCAGCUGCAGUACUGUGCCGCUUCCGGAAUCCGUAGCUACAACUGGUGCUGGUGUGGCUGUAGCCGAUACUGCACCCAGAGCCAAUGCGAAAAAGAAGAGGACCAAGAAGGUUGCAAUGGAGAUGCCUGAGGGAGUGUCAUGGCCGUGGAUGGAGACGUUAGGUAUGACAGAGUACGAGAGCAAGGAGCAGAGGUUGCAUGACGAGAUUGUAGCGUACGUUGCAUACAUUUCUCCAACUGUGCAAGAGAUAUACGCGCGCUCGCAAGUCAUGGCACGUAUUGGCGACGUCGUGAGAAGGCGAUUUCCGCGUGCUACGAUGGAGACCUUUGGGAGUACCGCACUGAACCUCUAUCUCCCCGACGGCGACAUCGACUUAGCCAUGAACCUCCCUGAUGAGAUGGACCACGCCGUCAAAGUCAAGACACUCUUCGUGCUCGCCGGCGCGCUGAAAUAUUCGCAGAUCACGCAUCACACGAAUGUGACACGCAACGCGCGUGUCCCCGUCGUGUCUUUCGAGACAACACCUGAGCGCGGCUCGUACAAGUGUGACAUCAGUAUCAAUUCCACUGGUAGUGUCAAGAGCGUUUCGGUCAUCGCGCGAUACCUGGAUACCAUGCCUGCGUUUCGGUAUAUUGUCCUGGUCAUCAAGGGUUACCUCUCCCGGAUACACCUCGGCUCGGCAGCGUUGUCGGGACUGAGUAGCUAUGGCAUCAUACUCUUAGUUACCAGCUUCCUUCAGCGUAACCCGAAGAACCUGCCCGUAGACGACAUCACGAAGCCUCUGGAGCGCGAAUCGUUGGGCCGUCUCUUAAUGGGUUUCUUGGAACAUUACGGCUUUGACUUCGAUUAUGCCACUUCCGUCGUGUCCGUGUCAACGGGCGGUCUCCUCACCAAGGCCAGCAAGGGGUGGGCGGCUGAAAAUCAGCCCAAUGAGAUGCUCGCGAUCGAGGAUCCCCUCAACUCAGACAACGAUGUCGGGAAAUCGGCUUCGAUGAUAAAGCGGGUACGAACAGCCUUCUGCGAGGCGCAUAAGGGGCUUCAAAGCUAUCCUCUGUCGAUGGCCCAAACAAACGCUCUUGGAACCAUCCUUGGCAUGUCGCCGGAGGCCAUCGCCCGUAGAGAGAUGAUCCACAAAAUUGUCGACAGUGGCUCUCUAGACCGUGCCCUGCAGGAGGUCAUAAUUCCCCCGGAAGGCAACGUCCCGCGGCGGUCGCGGAACCCCCAGCCAACCAAUGGCUAUGCGCCAUAUCCAACACGGCAGUAUGACUACAAUCCGUACUACGGCGGCUAUGGGUAUGGGCAAGGAUACUACGGCGCACCGCCUGCGCAGCAGAGCUCGUACGGAUAUGACGAGUAUGACUACGGGUAUGGAGGACAUGGACGCGCCUACGGCGGGCACUCAGUGACCCGCGGACAUGGAAGGUCGAAUGGGCGUGCGGGGAGGGGGAAACCUCAGUAAGCCUUCUGCUACUGCUGACAUUUGAUGACACGUUUGUGCCACGGACGGACUCUGUACUGUAAUCUCAAAUCCAUAUCGUGCGGUCCUUGUACGCUGACCGUCGGACCAUACACUGCUAGAUAAGCGUAUGACUGGUAGCCUGCCCUUCGGUGACGGUGAUAUGUCAAUCUGAGGCAGGACUGUGGUUUAUUUGGCGGGACUUCUACCGUGCCCCGCACCUUCGAGUAGCGUGGCUUUAUGCCGAGGACCUAGGAAAUCGGAGUUCUCUUUCUCAUGAACCGCAGAGCCAGCAGUGCUCGCAGUCAUUGAAGGCAUGAA
This is a messenger RNA of Rhodofomes roseus, 1931 nucleotides long. RefSeq lists its product as uncharacterized. Bases 24 to 1613 code for a protein of 529 amino acids. Lineage: Eukaryota; Fungi; Basidiomycota; Agaricomycetes; Polyporales; Fomitopsidaceae. Gene Ontology annotation, biological process: RNA 3'-end processing. Gene Ontology annotation, cellular component: nucleolus; TRAMP complex. The transcript is spliced from 7 exons. The record is from RefSeq and is a predicted model, not a curated record. Gene Ontology annotation, molecular function: mRNA binding; poly(A) RNA polymerase activity.